GCCACACCAAAUUAAAAACUUGGUCGCCGGACCCGCGCGCACGUAAUUUACAGCUUUUCAAAUAAUAAUAUUAAAAAAAAUAUCCCGCAUCCGGAAAUAAAUUGUCCGUUUUCCGCACAUUUUCGACUCUUACUUUUGGUUUUAUUUUUUAAGUCACGUUUGCGCUUGAAAUUAAGGGCUUUAAAACCGUACGUGUCCACAUCUAAACUACAUUGAAUGUAUCAUAAAUUUACCGCGUGGUUGUCAAAUUGACUGCAUUGCGAGAAUAUUACAGAUUCUUACAAGAAUGCCUGUGCUCGUGAUAAGAAUAAGUGACCAGGAUGGGGCGGAUAUACUUUCAAACACCGCCACGAAUUUUACAGGGGGUACAUUCUCCGAAUUGUUCGAGAAAUGUGUUCAUUCCAAAAACAUCACUUUAUCUACGGAUUCGAUCGUGGAGAUACGACUACGAGAAGACAGACAAGCCCAGUUCAUGCUCGCAGACAAUGCUGAUAUGGAUGUUUCAGAAAUAGCUGCUACACUCGGGUGUAAGUUUGUGCAAUUUAUUAUUACUCGGACACUUGCUUUAACUAGUUCCAAUUCAUGUCAUGAACAUAACCCUGCACCUGGGGAUGAACAUAGACCAAGUGCCCAAGUACGCGAUGAUCCUGCCAGUGUAAAUGAUCGAAUCAACCGGGAGAUAUUCAAGACCCAGAAGGUCCGGGACGUAAUUGUCUGUGGAGAGUGUUCCAAGCCAAGAUGUGUUUACAGUGAUAAAAAGCUAACCCGUGAACAAGAGGAGCUGCUGCUGCGUUUGAAAGAGGAACAUCUGUACACAUGUGGCGACUCAUUAGUUCCAGAAGAUGUAGAAGAUCCAGGCAUGGUUGUUCGAGAGGCAGUGAACUGUUUGACUGAAGUGGAGACAAGUUACUUCUCUACAUCGUUGAAACAUUACUUACCACCAGUGUGUGUUCACUGUGGAAAAGUUGACAAUCUGUUGGAUGACACAGACCCUUAUAUAUCUGCUCUUUAUGAGAAAUAUUCUGUUGUGCGACCUUUGUGUGAAUAUUGUAAAAACACUGGUAAAGAUGCCAGAACUUGGGGGAAAAAGUUUCUCCCCAAGAAGUGUAAAAGAUAGACAAUAAACUUGUGUUUCAGGAUGAUGCAUUUAAACUUUGGGGCAAAAGUGACUUUUUUGCAAUAAAAUGUUAUCGCUCGCCUCUAUUUAUUUUACAUCGCUCGUAACUUUUCAUAUUCCAACUUUUUAAUUUUAAAAUUAUCAAAUCGCUCGCUCGCCCCAAUUUUUUUUCCUUCUAAAAUCCGAAGACCAAGAAAUUAAAUUGGUGUGGCCUUA
Molecule: messenger RNA, 1333 nt
Organism: Ostrea edulis (European flat oyster)
Lineage: Eukaryota; Metazoa; Mollusca; Bivalvia; Ostreida; Ostreidae
Exons: 2
Coding region: 287-1117 (276 amino acids)
Source: RefSeq, a predicted model, not a curated record